AUGCAGACGCCACGACAGCGUCUACAGCGACCCUCCUACGGCAACCCGGGAUCGGCUGAGAGAUCACUGAGCGCCAGCACUAAUGUCAGCCGGAAGAUCAGCUCGAGCCAGCUGAAUGCUUCGCAGAUGCGCACACCCACCGGCAGGAUGGACGGGGGUGACUUGGAGGUGGGGGAUGUGGUGUCGGUGCCAGGGGAUAUGAGUGGGUUGGUCAGGUUCGUGGGCACAGUCAGAGGCAAGACUGGCAAGUUCGUCGGUGUCGAGCUGGAUGAGGAGUUUGCGUCACGUGGCAAGAAUAAUGGUGAUGUGGAUGGCGUCACUUAUUUCAAUACGAACAUUCCUGGAGCCGGCAUAUUCUUACCUGUACAUCGUGCUGAGAAGCGCACAUCGCCAUCAGCCUCGAUCGACUCCUUCCCGGCCACCCCCAACACCCCCUCCUACAGCACAAUCAACGGCAAGAACGCGUAUACCCCACCCACCCCAGCUCUGCCGCCAAAAUUCUCGCAGUCAGUCGGUCCAGGCGCGAGACCAGCCAGUCCUCUCUUCAAGCCCAAGCGACCAUCCCUCCCACGUCCGGAGUCUCCCCUGCGAAGACCAGCACCGAAUCUUGCGCCCACACCAGCAAGAGGCUUGUCUUCGAGCGUGCGAGGCGGACGACCACCUCUUGGGAGCUCGACUACCCCAAGCAAGACGAAUCUGCGAGCAUCCACAAGCACGCGACCACCUUCAGGGCACACUCCAAGACCGUACAGCAGGACCGGAUCACGGCUGGGACAUAGGCAGGAUACGCUGAUCGAGGAGGACAGGACACCUGUUGGCUCGGCAGUAAAGGGCAAUAGUAGGACAAUCAGCAGCAGUUCCGUGCCUUCCUUCUCGCAGCCGUUGCGAUCACCUUCACGACUUGGAAGUGCAGGAGGACAAGAUGUGGAGAUCCAGCGCCUUAAGAGAGAGCUUGCGGAUCGCGAGAAGCAGCUAUCUGAUCAGGCUGCCUCGUUGGCAGAUAUGGAAGCGAAUGUGAAAGAGCUGUCCGCGUUGCUUCCCACAGACGGUCCGAUGCCGGGCGGGACUAUGAGAAAUGGCGACGAGGACGAGCAUACUGCUGCACAACUACGCCAAGUUCUACGCGAGAAGAACGAGAAGAUUAGUCUGAUGACGCAGGAGUUUGACACGCACCGGGCAGACUUCAGGAGCACCCUCGAUAGUCUGGAGAUGGCAAGUACAGAGACUGAACGAGUGUACGAGGAGCAAAAGACGGAUCUCAUCGCUCAGGUCGAGGGCUUGCAGAAGCAGAAUGAACAGCUCCAGGAAGAAGUGGCUAUGGGCGGGAGUGGAGGAGGUGGGAAGGAAGAUCUUGACAGCAUUGUCAAUGAGUUGAAGAGGUUGGAGGAGCUUGUUGCAGAGCUUGAAGAAGGUCUGGAGGAAAGCAGACGUGGUGAGGCGGAAGCUAGGGGUGAGGUGGAAUUCUUGCGAGGUGAAGUUGAGCGUGGUCGGUCUGAACUGCGACGUGAGAGGGAGAAGGCAGCGGCUUUGCAAGCACAGAGCAAUGGCAGUGCGUCGCCGAAGGAUAUUGCUCAAAAGGACGAUGAGAUCCGUGGUCUCAAGGCCAUCAUUCAUGGGUUGAGCACAACCCCUAGCGCCGCUCCAAAUGGCAAUGGCUAUGUCAGCGAUACGGAUGAAGUGAAACGUCUCGAGACUGCGCUGGACGAAAGCCGCAUGGAUAAAGAGGGUCUUGAAAAAGAACUCGAGCAACUCCGUCGCGACGCAGCAACGACAAAUGGUCACGGACACGCCCGCAACGAAAGCCAACGAACAGCCACAGCUUCCGACAACGACCGCCCUGCUCCUCUACGACAACGUAGCGGAACCCUCAAACCAACUUUCGCCGAGCACGCCCGUCGUGCCGCCAUGCCUGAGCAAGAAGACGCGAAUGGCGGGGGAAUAGCCGAGGACAUCUACUGCGAGAUGUGCGAGUCUAAGGACCACGACACGUUGGAUUGCACGCACCUAACCAGUGGAGCCAGUCCGACUAAGAACUCCGCCAACGGGUCAACCGCACUUUCACAUCAGGACAGCACGCCAGGAAAGGAGAACCGAUCGCUGGAGCACGAGACUAAGGACAAGAAUGGCGGCGGUGGGGGGGGUGUGCCAGUCGUAGCGGCGGAGGACGAGGAUAAAUGGUGUGCACUUUGCGAAGAAGACGGGCAUUUAGCGUUCGAUUGCCCGAAGGAGCAGUAUUAG
Molecule: messenger RNA, 2238 nt
Organism: Recurvomyces mirabilis
Lineage: Eukaryota; Fungi; Ascomycota; Dothideomycetes; Mycosphaerellales; Teratosphaeriaceae
Exons: 2
Coding region: 1-2238 (745 amino acids)
Biological process (GO): establishment of mitotic spindle orientation; cytoplasmic microtubule organization; nuclear migration involved in conjugation with cellular fusion
Cellular component (GO): cytoplasm; spindle; microtubule associated complex
Molecular function (GO): microtubule plus-end binding
Source: RefSeq, a predicted model, not a curated record